AUGACCGACACCCUGCGUCUGUGCAUCCCGACCGCCGUUAAGACCCUCGUCUCGAUGGAACAAUACCCCUCUUCCCCACUCCAAGUCUUUCCCCCACCCGCACCCUCCACCACCAGUCGCACCCUCCGUGAGCGCUGCAACGUUCAAUUCUCCCUGGUACUGGAGACCGCCAUCAACGCUAAGGCGCCUGGCAAGCCCGUCGACCCAUGGGCCGUGCGCGGACACCCUCAGCCCCAUCGCACGAACCUUCCGCGCAUGACGCGUCGCCGUAGCAGCAUGCGGCAGCGCGCACCGUGCGCGCAUGACGCCUCCAACGAGCCCGCGCCUCCUAUGCCCUCCGUGCCUGCCCCCGCAUCGCCCGCAGCGCCACCCCCCUCCGAGCCCGCGUCGCCGAAGCCCGCCCCCGCCGACACCGAGCCGUCCCUGCAAGCGAUCAUCCCCGGCGCGUGGGUCGCGUUCGGGGGCGUCAAGCACGCCGCCGAGUGGGGCUUCACGCACGUCGUCGACAUCGACUACUACGCCGCGCACCCGCGCACCCGCGGGAUCCUCAACUGCCGCGCCCCGUACGGCUCGCCCGUGUCCCCGCCGACGUCGGACGACGGGGUGGAGGUCGGCGCCGGGGGCGUGCGCCGCCUGCGCCUCCCGCUGCCCGCGACGGUCUCCGCGCGCUCGGUGUCGAAGCGGCUCGCGCUGUCGGACGCGCAGCUCGCGGUCGCGCGCGACUUCAUGGCGGACGCGCUCCCGCCGUUCCUCGCGGGGAGCCCGUCGCAGGAGGCGGUGCGCGUGCUCGUCAGCGUGCCGCCUGGGCGGACGGCGGACGCGAUGAGCGUGAUGGGCUGCUACCUCGCGUGCGUGGCGGAGCGCGGGGUGGAGGAGGUGUUGCGGUGCGUGGACGAGGAGGACGCGGUGCUGAGCGUGUGGAAGGCGGAGGUGAGUGGGGAAGAGGCGGAGCGGCUGGAGGCGAUUGCGCGUGCGCGGGUGUUAGACCCUGGGCUCGAGGUUGUGGAGUGGUAG
This is a messenger RNA of Epithele typhae, 1014 nucleotides long. RefSeq lists its product as uncharacterized. NCBI's taxonomy places the organism in Eukaryota, Fungi, Basidiomycota, Agaricomycetes, Polyporales, Epitheliaceae. Bases 1 to 1014 code for a protein of 337 amino acids. The record is from RefSeq and is a predicted model, not a curated record. The transcript has 2 exons.